Messenger RNA from Raphanus sativus (radish), 1176 nucleotides. Its product is annotated as probable N-acetyltransferase HLS1. The record is from RefSeq and is a predicted model, not a curated record. Gene Ontology annotation, molecular function: acyltransferase activity, transferring groups other than amino-acyl groups. Bases 1 to 1176 code for a protein of 391 amino acids. The transcript has 3 exons. NCBI's taxonomy places the organism in Eukaryota, Viridiplantae, Streptophyta, Magnoliopsida, Brassicales, Brassicaceae.
AUGGUGGGGCAAUGGGGGAAAGAAGAUGAUGAAAAGGUGGUGAUCAGAUGCUACAAUGAUCGUAGGGACAGAAUUCAAAUGGAAUGUGUGGAGAAAAGUUGUGAGAUUGGUAACGACCAAACUUUUCUCUUCACAGAUACUUUAGGCGAUCCCAUCUGCAGAAUUCGGAAUACUCCUCUCUGCACCAUGCUGGUGGCAGAUGUUGGGACCAAGCUGGUUGGUUCCAUACAAGGUUCAGUGAAGCCAGUUAAGUUUCAUGAUAAGUCAGUGAAUGUGGGUUACGUUCUUGGUCUCAGAGUUGUGCCGCCUUAUCGACGCUGUGGCAUUGGUUCGAUUCUAGUGAGAAAGCUGGAGGAAUGGUUCGUCUCUCACAAUGUUGACUAUGCUUACAUGGCCACCCAAAAGGACAAUGAGGCCUCUCUCGGUCUUUUCGUCGGAACACUUGGCUAUACCAUCUUCAGAAACCCGGCAAUUCUGGUCAAUCCGGUAAACCCCGGUCGGCGUUUGAAAUUGCCUUCUGAUAUCGGAAUAAGGAAGCUAAAGGUGGAAGAAGCUGCAUCAUGGUACCGGACACACGUUGCACCAACGACAGAUUUUUUCCCGGACGACAUAGACAAAAUCUUGGGGAACAAGUUAAGCAUGGGGACAUGGGUGGGUUAUUACAACAAUAACGACAAAAUCAACAGUUGGGCAAUUGUUAGUGUAUGGAACAGUAGCAAAGUAUUCAAACUUAGGAUCGGGAAAGCUCCUUUGAGCUAUGUGCUUCUUACCAAAGUUUGCAACCUUCUCGGAAGAUUCUUGCUGUUUUUGGGCCUAACCGCAUUACCUGAUCUGUUUACUCCGUUUGGUUUUUAUUUCCUUUACGGUGUUCACGCGGAAGGUCCGUUACGUGGGAAACUCGUUAGGGCAUUGUGUGACCACGUUAAUAACAUGGCUGCCUCAGAUGACGGCGGCGCGUGUAAGGUCCUGGUGGUAGAAGUCGACGGAGAAAAUAACGGCGAUGAUGGUUCUAUGAGUAGGUUUGUUCCGCAUUGGAAAAUGCUUUCAUGUGACGAUGACACAUGGUGCAUCAAACCGUUGAAAUGUGAAGAAAAGAUGACCGACUUGGGUGAAUUUAACGAUAUGUUCUGGAAAUCAAAAUCGGCGACACUCUUUGUGGAUCCAAGAGAUGUGUAG